Molecule: messenger RNA, 921 nt
Organism: Osmia bicornis bicornis
Lineage: Eukaryota; Metazoa; Arthropoda; Insecta; Hymenoptera; Megachilidae
Exons: 4
Coding region: 1-921 (306 amino acids)
Source: RefSeq, a predicted model, not a curated record
AUGAAUUCGCAAAGUCGCAAAGAUACCAAGGGAACAUCUGCAAAAGUGCAACAGCAACCUCAGGCGCUGUUGCAAGCACUCCCCCAACAGGAAAUGGAACCGGAGUUGCAACAAAAACUGGAGCCGCAGUUGCAACUCCAGCCCCAGCCGGAAUUGCAACUGGGACUUCCGCCGCAGCAGCUGCAGCAGCCACAACUGCAAUAUAACGUUGCUGAACAGCCUCAGAUAUCGCUGCGUCUGCAGCAACCACCGCAGCUGGUGCCGUUGUCCCAGUUGCAACAACAAAUGCAGCAUCUGCACUUGCAGCAAAAUCAGAGACCUCACCGGACCCCGCUGUUGCGACUGCAGCAGCAACUUCAGCAGCAGCACUCGCGGGAGAUCAAAGAGCUGCGGUCGCAGGUGCAGAUGCUGCAGAUGCAGAUGCAACAGCUGCUCCAGCAACUGCCGCAGCAGCAGCAGCAACUGCAAGACCAGCAGCAAUUGCAAGAUCAACAGCAACAUCCAGACCAACAGCUGCUCCAGCAGCAGAAACAGCGACAGGUACACCAACAGCAGCAACAGCAGUACAUUUUACUGUACCAACACCAGCAGUUGCUCCAGCAGCAGCAACAAAACCAGCUGCUGCAACUGUCGCGUCCUGUAGAUGAAAUAUUGCCUCCGCAGCAACCGGUGGUGCCGCUGCAGUUGCAGCAUUUCCAGCAAGAAAGCUCACUGAGAAGUAUAGAGCAGCGGAUGAUUCGCCAAUGCCGCAGGGAAAUGAAUAGACAGCUGCGUGAAGAAAGGGAGCGUCGCGGUCGUGGUCGUGGUCGCGGUCGCGGCCGCGGCUUGGACAGCCAAGCUGGUUGCCCGUGCGGAUAUAUUCCGAAUAUCCUUGGCACGGGACACAGUGCAGCUUGCAUAUGGCGUAUGCCGCCAACCUAA